UGCAGUCACUUCACAAAUGUCAAAAAGCGAAAAAAAUUCCUACAAAAUCCUCAAUUUUCUGCCUCAACGAAUUUACAAAAAUUAAAUAAAAUUCAUUUUUCUUAUAAAAUUUUAAAAUGUCAACUUAUAGAAUUGGUUCGGCUAGCCGCCUCUUAAUCCGUAGUACACUCACACAAUCAUUAAAGUUACAUGAAACGCAACAAAUCCGUCGAUUUGCCGCCUCUUCCCCCAAAUCCAAUCGAUGGGGUACACUCAAAUUGGGUUUGAUUGGAGCUGCCAUUGGAGCAGCUGCAGGAACAACAUACUCCUUAUAUUCAAAUUGGACAGAUAGAAGUUCCCAUAUGGAACAUCAACAAAUUAGAGCCAAAGUUAUUGAUGAAUUACCAAAAAUCCGAAUCACUAAAAAAUAUGUCAAUCCCAAGGACACUUCUGGGUUGGAAUUGAUUCUAUUUCAAUUCCAAACAUGUCCAUUUUGUUGCAAGGUUAGGGCUUUCUUAGAUUUUAUGGGUAUUUCGUAUUCUGUAGUUGAAGUUGAUGCAGUAUUACGUCAAGACUUGAAAUGGUCUGAAUACAAGAAAGUUCCAAUGGCUUUGGUUAGACGAAAAGAUGGCAAAUACGUUCAGUUAACCGAUUCGAGUACAAUCAUCUCGGUUCUGGCUUCGUAUAUGAUGAAUCCAAAAGAACAAGAUUGUGGUGAGAUUGUUGACUUUUAUCCAGAGAUCUCGUUCUUUGAUAACGAUAUGAAAAAGAAAACUGACGUCAUGAAUAAGUAUUUCUUGAUGUACCAGGAAAAUAAGCCACCAAAAGGUGUCACUUCAGAAGACCAAGACAAAGAACGCAAAUGGAGAAGCUGGGCUGAUUCCCAUCUCGUUCACUUGAUCUCCCCGAAUUGUUAUAGAAACCGGGCGGAAGCUUUUGAAACAUUUGAAUGGUUUUCAGAAGCUGGCGAAUGGAGUGUACAUUUCCCUAAAUGGGAAAGAGAUCUGAUGGUCUAUGCUGGUGCCACUGCAAUGUGGUUGAUUGGAGGAAUGUUGAAGAAACGUUACGGACUCUCGGAUGAUGUCCGUUCACAUAUCUAUGAGGCAUUGGACAAAUGGACCAAUGAGUUGAAAAAGAAGAAUACCAAGUUUAUGGGUGGAAAUCAACCAAAUUUGGCUGAUCUUUCAGUCUUUGGGGUGCUGAGUAGUAUGGAAGGAUGUCAAGCUUUCAAAGAUUGCCUACAGAAUACACAAAUUGGUGAAUGGUUCUAUGGAGUCAAAGAAUUGGUAGUCAAAAACCGAGGACAACUAAUAAGAGAGAGAGUUGAAGGAAAGCUACCAAUCGAACAGAGAAUCAAUUUAAAUGCAUAAAUCUUCUACAACGAAUGUAAAAAUCUACAAAAUUUAUUAAAUUAGUUUUUAAGUUGCAAAUUUUUAAAAAGUUUUUAUUUAUUCGAAGUACUUUUGUCAAAUUGGCCACUAUUCGAAUUCGAGAAUUGAAGCCGUAGAAAUACUUGACGUGCAAUACGGACUUAAUUUUUGUUUGUUAAUAGCAAUAAAAUAUUUUAUACUUAUUUAAAUCACCUUAAAUAUUAUACAAUUUUGAUUUCUUCAAAAAUAA
This is a messenger RNA of Episyrphus balteatus (marmalade hoverfly), 1599 nucleotides long. It is a transcript of the gene Su(P), whose product is annotated as prostaglandin E synthase 2. The record is from RefSeq and is a predicted model, not a curated record. The coding region runs from base 117 to 1349 and encodes 410 amino acids. Lineage: Eukaryota; Metazoa; Arthropoda; Insecta; Diptera; Syrphidae. Gene Ontology annotation, cellular component: mitochondrion. The transcript has 3 exons. Gene Ontology annotation, molecular function: prostaglandin-E synthase activity.